CGUAUUUUAGACUCCUCCUCUUGGAUAAAGGAGGACCGUUGACUUAGCAAAGUAGCAAACUCACUCUAAAUCUCAGAAACAAAACCAACCAGUUGAACUGUUCAGCUGAACCAGCUCACGGUACCCACCGACAGUAACACUAACGGUAACGGUAACCGAAACUGCAUCCACACUGUAACAAACAAUGCAAGUAGACCCAACACCGCCGCCGUCAACGGCACCGCUCCUCCCGCUCUCUCCUCGCUCCUUCUCCUCCACCACCGCUUGCCUCCGACCUCUCGUCUUCACCUCCCUCUUAACCACCACCUGCAUCUCCAUCUCCGCCGCCCUCAUCCACACUCCCGCCCUCUCAAAAAGCUCCACCACCCCACCGUCAUCCUCAUCUCCUCCGACGGUUUCCGCUUCGGUUACCACCUCAAGUCCCCAAACCUCCCUACCCUCCGCCGCCUAAUCUCCAACGGCACCUCCGCCUCCGCCGGCCUCGUCCCGGUGUUCCCAUCCCUCACCUUUCCCAACCACUACUCCAUCGUCACCGGCCUCUACCCUCCCUACCAUGGCAUCAUCAACAACUACUUCUACGAUCCAAUCACCAACGAGAAAUUCACCAUGACAAGCCACGAACCUAAAUGGUGGUUAGGUCAUCCGUUAUGGGAAACCGUCGUCUCCAACGGUUUGAAAGCUGCCACGUAUUUCUGGCCAGGUUCUGAAGUUGUUAAAGGUCAGUGGAAUUGUCCUGUGAAUUUUUGUGCGCACUAUAAUGAAUCUGUUCCUUUUGAUGAUAGGGUUGAUACGGUUUUAGGGUAUUUUGAUUUACCAAUUGAUGAGAUUCCUUCUUUUAUUACAUUGUAUUUUGAGGAUCCUGAUCAUCAGGGUCACCAGGUUGGUCCUGAUGAUCCUAGAAUUACUAGGGCUGUUGAGAAUAUUGAUAGGGUUUUGGGGAGGUUGGUGAAGGGGUUGGAGAAAAGAGGGGUUUUUGAUGAUGUUAGUCUUGUUUUGGUUGGUGAUCAUGGCAUGGUUGGAACAUGUGAUAAAAAGAUUGUAGCUUUGGCGGAUUUGAGUCCCUGGGUUGAGAUUCCGGCCAAUUGGGUGCAUUCGCUGACGCCUUUGCUCGCGAUUAAGCCGCCGGAAGGGGUUGAUCCGGCAGGGGUUGUCGCCAAGAUGAACGAAGGGUUGAGUUCUGGGAAGGUUGAGAAUGGUGAGUUUCUCAAGGUAUACUUGAAAGAGGACUUGCCUAAGAGGUUGCAUUAUGCGGCAAGCGACCGGAUUCCACCGAUAAUUGGGUUGCUUGAGGAAGGUUUUACGAUCGAGAUGAAGAGGAGCAGUGCCAAGGAGUGCGCCGGGGCGCAUGGCUAUGACAAUUCCUUCCUGUCAAUGAGGACUAUUUUCAUUGCUCAUGGUCCUCAGUUUGAGAGAGGAAGGUUAAUACCAUCUUUUGAGAAUGUUCAGAUUUACAAUUUGGUUACUUCUAUACUCAACAUAAAGGGUGCUUCCAACAAUGGUUCUGCUUCAUUUCCUGAGUCUGUUCUUCUACCUCCUGCUCCGGCUGCCAUGUGAGUGUUUGAUCAGAAUCAUGAACACCACAUCAGAUGUUGUAGCAGAAAGAAUGUGUAUGAUGUACUUUCAUUCUUCUGGGAUUGAACUGUUACAUUGUUUAAAUUGCUUAGUCCUUUUCAUAAUUGUACUCUCUAGAAAGGAUAGAGACUGUGAAUUAUGAGAUGUUGCUGAAAUAAUUGGCAUCAUCAUGUACUUUGAUUCUUCAAGUUGCUUUAGUUAAACCAUCUUUAAUUGCACAUGAUUGUAGUUUAGUUUAGUCUAAUUCAGUGAAUAAAUGGCUGUCUUCACAAA
This is a messenger RNA of Arachis ipaensis, 1845 nucleotides long. RefSeq names its product nucleotide pyrophosphatase/phosphodiesterase 1. Gene Ontology annotation, cellular component: vacuole. The record is from RefSeq and is a predicted model, not a curated record. Lineage: Eukaryota; Viridiplantae; Streptophyta; Magnoliopsida; Fabales; Fabaceae.